Messenger RNA from Epithele typhae, 1491 nucleotides. RefSeq lists its product as uncharacterized. The transcript has 11 exons. Bases 1 to 1491 code for a protein of 496 amino acids. Gene Ontology annotation, cellular component: mitochondrion; cytosol. Lineage: Eukaryota; Fungi; Basidiomycota; Agaricomycetes; Polyporales; Epitheliaceae. The record is from RefSeq and is a predicted model, not a curated record. Gene Ontology annotation, molecular function: glucokinase activity; fructokinase activity; D-glucose binding. Gene Ontology annotation, biological process: glucose 6-phosphate metabolic process; glycolytic process; intracellular glucose homeostasis.
AUGUCCAGCCGUCGCGGCAGCUCGACAGUGCUCUUGCCCUCGGGGCAGACGCUGACGACGUUCACCAAGCACAGUCAGGAUGAGGAAGGGCUCCCGCACGCUACCAAGAAGACGAUGGCGGACCAUCUCCGCAAGUAUGAGGCCCUGUUCAACCUCACCCCGCAGCGCAUGCGGAUGGUCGUGGAGGCGUUCAAGGAGUCGCUGGAGCUUGGUCUGAGCAAGCCCAAUCAGGUCGUGCCUAUGAUCCCGACAUACGUUUUUGGAUGGCCAUCCAGUAAAGAGAAGGGGAACUACCUCGCGGUAGACCUCGGUGGAACCAAUCUCCGCGUCUGUCUUGUGACCCUGGAGGGCGAGGGCAAGUUCCAGAUCACACAGGCCAAGUACCGUCUCACGGAAGAGCAGAAGCAGGACGAAGGCCAGAAGCUGUUCGACUUCUGCGGCGAGUGCCUGAAGGCGUUCGUCGACACUCACCGCGCAGAGGGUCACAUUGGCAAGGACGAGGUUCUCCCUCUCGGCUUCACGUUCUCGUACCCCUGCGCGCAGGAGCGUAUUGACCACGGUGUCCUCAUCCGGUGGACGAAGGGCUUCGGCGCGCCGAACACCGAAGGCCAUGACGUUGUCGCCAUGUUCCGCGAAUCACUUGCGAAAAUGUCUGUGCCCGCGGAAGUUGUCGCGCUGACAUGUGAUACUACGGGGACGCUCAUUGCGUCUCACUACGUGAACCCGAAGACACGCAUCGCGUGCAUCUUCGGGACGGGUUGCAAUGCCGCUUACAUGGAGCACGUACGUGACAUCCCCAAGAUCGCUCAGCUGGGCAUCGACCCCGACAUGGAGAUGGCUAUUAACUGUGAAUGGGGUGCCUUUGACUCCUUCGAGCACGAGAACCUCCCUCGCACCAAGUACGACCAGAUCAUCGACGAGACCUCAAACAAGCCCGGCGAGCAAGCCUUCGAGAAGCUCAUCUCCGGUCGCUACCUGGGCGAGAUCCUCCGUCUCAUCAUCUGCGAGCUCAUCGACGAGGGCGUUCUUUUCCUCGGUCAGAACACGUACAAGCUUGAAAUCCCCUAUUGUUUCGACACCGCCUUCCUCUCCCUCAUGGAGAUGGAUCCCACCGACGAGCUUCUUAUGAUCAUCGGCAUCUUCAACCACUUCUUCGCCGUCGAGACCACUCUGGCCGAACGCCAAUUCUUCCGCGCGCUAGCCAAGCUCGUUGCCCGUCGUGCCGCGCGUCUGUCCGCCUGCGGUAUCGCUGCGAUCGUCAGCAAGAUGGGCUAUUUGGAUGAGGGAUGCUCCGUUGGCGCCGACGGCUCCCUGUACAACAAAUACCCCAACUUCGCCGAGCGGAUACACGAGGGUCUCCAUGACAUCUUCGGCGAGAAGGGAAAGAACAUCGUCACCUACCACGCCGAGGAUGGCAGUGGCAUCGGUAGUGCGAUCGUCGCAGCAAUGACCAAAGAUCGGAAAACCGCGAACAUCUAUCCCAACCUAUAA